Miniopterus natalensis is the source of this 4393-nucleotide messenger RNA. RefSeq names its product EGF like and discoidin domains 3 (gene EDIL3). Gene Ontology annotation, molecular function: calcium ion binding; signaling receptor activity. The record is from RefSeq and is a predicted model, not a curated record. Gene Ontology annotation, cellular component: plasma membrane. NCBI's taxonomy places the organism in Eukaryota, Metazoa, Chordata, Mammalia, Chiroptera, Miniopteridae.
UUGUUUAAGGAAGCGCUGCGGGAAGAAGACAUCUUCCAGAUUUCGCCGUCAGGGGCGGGGUUGCUGCUGCCCUGCGGUGCCCCCUCCGCCACGCCGCCCCCCUGCUGCAACUCCUAACCAGCCCGGGGCAAGUCGUGGAGAAGGGAUCAUGAAGCGCUCGGUGGCCGCCUGGCUCCUGGUCGGGCUCAGUCUCUGUGUCCCCCAGUUCUGCAAAGGCGACGUUUGCGAUCCCAACCCGUGUGCAAACGGAGGCGUCUGCCUGUCAGGCCUGUCUGCGGAUUCCUUCUCCUGUGAGUGCCCCGCCGGCUUCCCGGGGCCCAACUGCUCUCGCGCUGUGGAGGUUGCAUCGGAUGAAGAGGAGCCGACUUCAGCAGGUCCCUGCAUUCCUAACCCAUGCCAUAAUGGAGGAACUUGUGAAAUAAGUGAAGCGUAUCGAGGGGACACAUUCAUAGGUUAUGUUUGUAAAUGUCCCCGAGGAUAUAACGGGAUUCACUGUCAGCACAACAUAAAUGAAUGUGAAGCUGAGCCUUGCAAAAAUGGUGGAAUAUGUACAGACCUUGUUGCUAACUAUUCCUGUGAGUGCCCAGGUGAAUUCAUGGGAAGAAACUGUCAAUACAAAUGCUCGGGCCCAUUGGGAAUUGAAGGUGGAAUCAUAUCAAAUCAGCAAAUCACAGCUUCAUCUACCCACCGAGCUCUUUUUGGACUCCAGAAAUGGUAUCCCUACUACGCUCGCCUUAAUAAGAAGGGGCUUAUAAAUGCCUGGACAGCUGCAGAAAAUGACAGAUGGUCAUGGAUUCAGAUAAAUUUACAAAGAAAAAUGAGAGUUACUGGUGUUAUUACCCAAGGAGCCAAGAGGAUUGGAAGCCCAGAAUAUAUAAAAUCCUAUAAAAUUGCCUAUAGUAAUGAUGGAAAGACUUGGGCAAUGUACAAAGUGAAAGGCACCAAUGAAGACAUGGUGUUUCGUGGAAAUGUUGAUAACAACACACCUUAUGCUAACUCUUUCACUCCCCCCAUAAAAGCUCAGUAUGUAAGACUUUAUCCCCAAGUUUGUCGAAGACACUGUACUUUGAGAAUGGAACUUCUUGGAUGUGAACUAUCAGGCUGUUCUGAGCCUCUGGGGAUGAAAUCAGGACACAUACAAGACUAUCAGAUCACUGCCUCCAGCAUCUUCAGAACUCUCAAUAUGGACAUGUUCACUUGGGAGCCCAGGAAAGCUCGGCUGGACAAGCAGGGCAAAGUGAAUGCCUGGACCUCCGGCCACAAUGACCAGUCGCAAUGGUUACAGGUAGAUCUUCUAGUCCCUACCAAAGUGACUGGCAUCAUAACACAAGGCGCUAAAGAUUUUGGCCAUGUACAGUUUGUGGGCUCUUACAAGCUAGCUUACAGCAGUGAUGGGGAACACUGGACUGUAUACCAGGAUGAAAAGCAGAGAAAAGAUAAGGUUUUCCAGGGCAAUUUCGACAACGACACCCACAGGAAAAACGUCAUCGACCCCCCCAUCCACGCGCGGCACCUGCGGAUCCUGCCCUGGUCCUGGUACGGGCGCAUCACGCUGCGGGCCGAGCUGCUGGGCUGCGCGGAGGAGUGAGGCGCCCGGCCCGCGGCGCGGACUGUGCGCGACCCGCGGGGCCCACGGGGCUCGCCGUGGAGCAGUGCUCGGAUGACGGUGGGCCGGUAACUGUCUUUUUAAGGAGGUCUAAGCCUGCCUUUUCCAUGGUUUAAUUUCAUCUUUAUCAUUUCAGUUUCUUAAGCAACAUCACAUUAGUUGUGAAUUCCUUUUCUCAUGGUUUCCCGAAUGACUCACGCUGGUUGAACUAUAUGAGGGAGAGAAAGUAGCAAGGGUAAGUCAGUCUCAUAGGUAUCAAAUAAAAGCAAGAGUUGGUAGAACUUUAUAAUCUAUACCCAACCAGUUCCUAUAAAAGGAAUCCUACAGUGUUAGCAAUAAGUUUUUUCUUCUGUAGCGGCUCUACAUUGUUUCCCGUGCCUCCCAAACACUCUCGGUGUUUGUAACAGGAUUUUGAAGAAGAAUUUGUAACAUGCAGUACUCACUGAUACUAUAAUUCUCAUCUUACUUUUAUUAUUUCUAUCAGACACCAUGUGAUCUUUUUUCUUUUUGUUCUGCUUUAUAUCCUAUAUAUUGCCUGAAUAAGUUCAUACUUUUUCCAAUUGAGUUUUUCUCUUAUUUGCCUAAAAGAAGUAUCAUGUUUGUUUACAUAUGGAACAUGACUGAAAAUUAGUAGAAUGACCUUAUUAAUAUCAGUAGAUUGAAUCUGAAAUUCUACUUUGGAAGGAAGCUAUAAUUAUGUAAAUUCCAAAUACUUCCUUUAUAAAGAACCCAAUACUACCAUUUUGCAAGAUAAACAAGAAUAAAAUUGUAGUAUGUCCCUUUAAACCAAAAUUUCUAUCUUCAUUUUUAUGGUAUUUGUAUAGCCUUAUCUUUACUUUAACAUAAUAGAAUGAUGAAGGAUUUGUCUAUUUAAAAUUUUUUUUUAACAAACCAAUGUUAACAUAGUGCUGUGUAGCUUGGCCAAGCAUACUCAUGAUUUCUUUACUCAUCUCUGCACUUCCUGGGAAACCAGAAUUUCAUUAGGAUUUGAAACUGGUGGUGGUUUCCCAGGAAAGCACAUUGUGUAGUUAGUUAUUUGUGAGAAGAAAAGUACUUACUAAUGACAGAAUAGUAAACCAUUUUCAAGAUGAAAAUUGAUUUCUAUUUAUUUUGCUUCAAAGGUCCUGAAAAAAUAAGCAAUUAUCAUAACAAUUUGUUAUUGAUAAUGGAGGUUUCAUUGACAUAUCUCUCAAAUUAAAGCUCACACUGCCUCCAUAAAAGUCCUCAACAUCUAACUUAUAAGCUUUACAAUUAUUUAUUUUAUAAGGCUUAGACACCGAAUUAUUAGAGUUUUAAAUUAAGGGUCCUGGAAAAGAAAGUACAGUAUGUCUACGAAAUGCUGAGGUCCUGUGCAACACUGCAAAGUUUGUUUUUCUUUUACUAUUUGUGCUGCAUAACAAAAGCCACUAGAUUGUUACUGUCUUGUCUGUCCAUGUGUUAUUAGCAUUUCUUAAUGAUGUAUAUAUGGAGUGGUCUUCAAUUAUAGUAAAGAAUUUAAAGAGAAAGUCAAUCAUCAUGGUAUUUUUAAUAAGAGCAAAAUUAGAACUGUCUGGCCACAUAUUUGUCCUAAGCCCACAUGCUUUCUAGUUCAGGCUCUUAAUAUAAAAUUGUUGACUUGAAGCAUCUGAAAUGGUGAUCAGUUUUCAGCAUCUUUCAAAAACCAAAUUGCCAUGUCCUCAAUAUUGCCUUUUUAUGAUAACUUUAAAGUUAGGAAUUUAAAUAUUUUUAAUUUGCUAAAUUUUAAAGUCAUGUUGCAAAUAAUUAUUUAAGUCCAAACAUAUACACACACUUACUGCUAGCCAGUAGCCCUUCCUCCCUUAAGUUUUACACCAAAUUUUUAGCCGUUUUCCUUUGUAGAUAACACAUAACUCUUCAUUCUUAAUAGACUGUUUUAAAAAUUAUGAAUAAUUCUUUGUAAUGGUUUACUUUUUCAAAAUUAUUCAUGGCUUCUUAUGAUGCUUUGAAUUUUACCUUCUAUCAAUAGUUUUUUAAACAAAUAUUUUCAAAGGGAGUUUGUUAAAAUUAUAUUUGUUACCUUUUAGAAGUACAUUGAACUGACCUUCUAUUGCUUGUGCAUUUUCUCUCGGCUGUAAGUGUUCUUGGCCAACAUGGCACAAUGAAUGGGAUAUUUAUUUGUUCCAUGAUGCCCCAAAAUUCAAGACAAUAAAGAGAUUUUCACAUGUGGAAAUGUUAAUAAUUAUUGUGAGGAAGUAUGUAGCUUUUAUGUCACUUGCAUCUAAGUGACAUCUAAGUGAAGUCAAUUGACUCUAUUUAAAUUCACACUAAAACAAGUGAAAUCCUAUAAGCAAGAAUACGCAGAACUCUAGUCUUCAUCACAUUGAGUAACUAUAAUGUUAAUUUCAUAACCUAUCAAAUUAACAUUUUAAACAUCCUCAUUUAAUUUAUGUCUUAUUAAAAGCAUUUAUUAUAGUCACUAAGUCUAAUUUUAGGGUUGACUUUCUCUUUCUGAAUGACUUCAUAAGGACUGGUGUGAAUUUUGGGUACUAAUGAUUGUACCUUUGCUCGUCGACAAAUUAUGAAAUAUAAUACUGCUGGCGUCUGAUGUGUCAGUAAGUACAGAAAAAACUAAGACCCAAAUAACCUUUGCAAACAUUCAAGCUGUGUAAUAUUCCAAUGUUGUUGGUUUUUUUCUUUGUAUAUAUACUUAAAUCAUGUAGGAUGUUGUAAAAUCAGUAUGACCUUGUCUAGUCUUCAAACUUAAAAUAAAACUUUUGAAAAUCUGGGAUAAUUUUGAAGCAGUUGUAAUUAAACACAUUUGUAAGAAUA